UGGUGCGUUCGCCUGGCCUCCUUCUUCCCCGCGAAAAAGAAGAAAAAAUUCUGGGAAAGUUGGAGAAGAGAAAGUGUAUUCAAUCCCAAAACCAGGAAAUCGACGAAGAAAUGCACAAUUUUGAGGACGAGUUAACAUGCUCCAUUUGUUAUAGUAUUUUUGAAGAUCCUCGUGUACUGCCAUGCUCUCAUACAUUUUGUAGAAAUUGUUUGGAAAAUGUUCUUCAGGCAUCUGGUAACUUUUACAUAUGGAGACCUUUACGAAUUCCACUCAAAUGCCCGAAUUGCAGAAGUAUUGUUGAAAUUGCUGCAUCUGGUAUUGAAUCUUUACCCGUUAAUUUUGCAUUGAGGGCUAUUAUUGAAAAGUACCAGCAAGAAGACCAUCCGGAUAUUGUUACCUGUCCUGAACAUUACAGGCAGCCGUUGAAUGUCUAUUGUCUACUAGAUAAAAAAUUAGUUUGUGGUCAUUGCCUUACCAUAGGUCAACACCACGGUCAUCCUAUAGAUGAUCUUCAAAGUGCCUAUUUGAAAGAAAAGGACACUCCUCAAAAACUGCUUGAACAGUUAACUGACACACAUUGGACAGACCUUAGUCGUCUUACUGAAAAGCUGGAAGAACAAAAAUCUCUUUCUGAGAAAAUGGUUCAAGGUGAUCAGGAAGUUGUUCUCCAGUAUUUUAAGGAGCUUAAUGAUACACUGGAACAGAAAAAAAAAACCUUCCUAUUGGCUCUCUGUGAUGUUGGCAAUCUGAUUACUCAAGAAUAUACUCCACAAAUUGAAAGAAUGAAAGAAAUAAGAGAGGAACAGCUUGAAUUAAUGACACUGACAACAUCUUUACAAGAGGAAUCUCCACUUAAAUUUCUUGAAAAAGUUGAUGAUGUCCGCCAGCGUGUGCAGAUCUUGAAGCAAAGACCACUUCCCGAGGUUCGUCCAGUUGAAAUUUAUCCUCGAGUAAGCAAAGUAUUGAAAGAAUGGAGCAGAACAGAAAUUGGACAAAUUAAGGAAGUUCUCAUUCCUGAAAUGAAAAUUUCUUCAAAAGAGAUGCCAUGUUCCUGGCCUGAUAAGGAUGAAAAAGAAGUUGAAUUCUUAAAAAUUUUUAACAUUGUUAUAGUUACACUAAUAUCAAUGAUACUGAUGUUGAUACUAUUUUUCAACCAACAUGUUGUAACGUUCUUAAAUGAAAUCACUUCAAUAUGUUUUUCUGAAGUUUCUCUAUCUGUUUACCAUGAUUUAUCAAACAAUCUCCAUGAUUUAAAUAACAUACUAUGUCACACUUUAUAUUUGUUGAAGGAAUUCAUGUGGAAAAUAGUUUCUCACUGAAAAUUUAAAUAUGAAUUGUUUAUAUGGGCUAAGUCUGUAUAGCAGAGACUAACCAUUGCAAAAUGGAGAAAUAGGGGUAGCAUAGAUAAAUAGCAAACUAAACUUUAUUAGAGUUGCAACAAAUAUAAGCAUAUAGAAAUGUGUUAAACCUUCCAUGCUUCUGUUUAGAAAUGAUGGAUCAAAGUUAGAAAUGAGACAGUUUAUGAAACAUGACUCAAAUCCAAUCAUCAUUAGGAAAAAAUCUAGUAAUUAUUUGGUUUGACUAUUAAUACAUUGUCCAAUUUUUAUUGGCUUUAUAAGGGUUGACUUAAUUGCUAUGACAUUCAAACAUUCUUAUACCAAUAUUGUCUUAACCAUUAUGACAUACUACAUACAGUAAGUUGGCUUUGCAGUUAUGUAAAUGUAGCAUUUAGAUUAAAAGAUAGCCAAAUCCUCAAAGUGCAUAUGCCUUCAUUUUGAUGUGACUUGAAGCUUUUGAAUAGGUGAAUAAGGAUGGCAAAAAAGAGGUUUUAAAAUCUAGCAGCAAACUUUGUCAAGACAGAGUCUCACUCUAUUACCCAGACUGGAGUGCAGUGGCACAAUCAUGGCCCAUUGCAGCAUAGACCUCCCGGCGUCAAUUGAUCUUCCCGCCUCAGUCUCCUAAGUAGCUGGGACCAUAGACAUGC
This is a messenger RNA of Carlito syrichta (Philippine tarsier), 1984 nucleotides long. RefSeq names its product tripartite motif containing 59 (gene TRIM59). The record is from RefSeq and is a predicted model, not a curated record. Gene Ontology annotation, molecular function: zinc ion binding. The transcript has 3 exons. Bases 111 to 1319 code for a protein of 402 amino acids. Gene Ontology annotation, cellular component: intraciliary transport particle B; centrosome; cilium. Lineage: Eukaryota; Metazoa; Chordata; Mammalia; Primates; Tarsiidae. Gene Ontology annotation, biological process: cilium assembly.